Messenger RNA from Jatropha curcas, 1521 nucleotides. Lineage: Eukaryota; Viridiplantae; Streptophyta; Magnoliopsida; Malpighiales; Euphorbiaceae. The record is from RefSeq and is a predicted model, not a curated record.
UGCCCCCAAUUCCUCAAAUAAAACAAACAAAAAGAAGUUUCCGGUCACAACUCAGCGGUAAUAUGACCAGAAGCACAGCACAUCGAACACACAGGCUGUAACUACGGCGGGACCACCUGUGUGUCCCUUCUGUUACAAAUAAUAUACCUGUACGACAACCUGAUGUGAAUCGUCCUCGAUUCCUGCGUCUCGCCGCCUACAAAACGUUCUCCUCAAUCCUUUCAACACGUGUUCACUCUUAAAUGGAAUCAUCCCUCCUUUCUCUUUGUAGUUUCUCUAGUUAAAAUCCCCUCUUUUCUUCUUUUUUUUCUCUACCUAUUUCUUGAGCUCUCUGUUUUUAAAAUUAUGGACAGAGAUUUUAAACCAAGCUUUUCCUCUCUCUGUGACGCUGCUUCUUCUGCAUCUCUGUUUCCGCCGCCGAUCUCAACUGACGUCGUUCCCGAUGAUAGUCCCUUCAGCUCUGUUUUCUCCGAUGUUACUGUCCAAACUCUAAUCCCAUUGGCUUCCGAUUGCUCCAUUGGGACUUCCUCUCUUUUAGAUUUCCCUGCUUAUUACACCGCAACUCACUCUCAUCAACUCGGUGAUAACUUGUUUUUCAACUCCGAUUCCCAACUCACUCGCUCCAACUUCUUCUCUGCCAACCUCAAAAUUCCUAAAAAAGAACCGUUAUCGUAUUUCAAUCUUGACGAGUCAGCAUUAAUCACCGAGUUAACUCAGCCACUAGAUUUCUUCUCUAAGAACCUCCCUUCUCUUCAAUCUAGUGAGUCACCUCCUUCAAAACAUCCUUUUGACUCACGUUUAACCAAUCUCAACUCCUCUCCACCUUCUGCUUCUCUCUCCACCGCAGUUACCCCUCAAAAACAGGUAGAAAAGCGACGCCGGAAAAGAAUGAGCGACAAAUUUCACCACUUACAGAAGCUACUGCCACUGGAUAAGAAAAUGGACACUGCAACUAUGCUAGCCGAGGCAUAUAAGUAUGUCAAGUUUUUGCAAGCUCAAGUCAAAGCACUUCAAGCCAUGGCCACUGAUUCAAGCUUUAGUGGCGAUGUUGGUGGUCUCGGUAGUUUGUUCGGGAAAAUGGAGAUGUUAAGCAGACAGCAAGUAUUACAGGUUCUAUUAAACACGCCUGAGGCGCAAUCAAGACUUUACUCGCAGCGUUGUUGUGUGUAUUCUAUCGAACAGUUGGUCAUCCUGAAGAAAGUUGCGGAAAGGAGAGCUCUUUUUAAUCAACAGGUGAUUCUUGAUACAAGAAGAAACUGAGUUAUAGUAGUUUAAUCUUAUGGGUAUAUGUGUUUGGCUGGCUCUGUGCUUUUUUUGAUGGAGAGUGAACAGUUUAGACUUUACAGUUAUAUAAUCUUUAAUGGUGUGGGGAACUGCGUUAACUAUGGACUUACAGUCUUAUAAUAUUAGAGCUUUUUCAAUCAAAUCCCCUUUGUUAUCUUUUUCCAAUGACUUCAACGACAAAAUAGCUGUUAGUAUAAGUAUUGUUUAUACAAAGGGAAUUUUCUGCGGUUCAGUAUA